UGUUUGUACUGACCAUAGUGCAUCAACGUCCAAGAAAAUGAAAAAUAUAAACCCCUCAGAAAAGGGGAACAAUAAAUUCUUUUAGUUAUAGCUAUACACAAAUAAAGAUAAGCACACGAGUAAUAAUAGCACAAAAGUAAUGAUAAUAGAUGAUAAUAUAAAAACAAUAACAAUACGAAAAUAAUAAUAAUACACACACAAAAAGAAACACCAACACAAACAUUAAGAUUAAGACAAAUAGACAAUUUAAUUAUAAGAAUCUACAAUUUCAUGUACAUUUAAUCCUUUUCUGACGCUACAAGCGCGUCUACAAUCUACGUGGCGACAACCCUCCAUAUUUUCAAAUAUGAUGCACCGGUUGUCCCCUUACAACAAGGUACCGUCUGGAGGACCAAUGGCGUCUUCAAACUGGCUCACGUCAUCAAUCUAGGCCGCAUGCAGCAGCUCAUCGACCAGGUAGCAAACGAGGCUGCGCUUUGGUUGGCCACUAUCUGCAGCGCGCUUCGGAUGGAACCUCGCGCAUGGAUAGCGCACCAACGCGGAGACAACGCUCAAUCGAUUGGCUAGGAUCAGCCUGGAAGUGGGUCUUGGGAUCACCGGACAAAUCGGAUUGGAAUGCCAUCUUGAAAGAGGAGGACAGCCUGAAGCUGAACUUGCCAACUAGGAAAGACUGGAGUGGUCAACACGAAUCUCUUGGAUCACGACGAGAUCAAUAUGAUAUUGGCGGAGGUGGACAGCCUGCCUUAUCAAAACGUCGUUGAGGCAGUCGAAUUUUCCAGACCUACAAUCCUUACAAACGGGACUACUCUUUUGUACAUCCUGGCGAUGCCCAAAAUAGUAGAGAGGAAGUACCGAUUGAUGAGGAUCUACCCAACGACAUCCGACGGUAAACAAGUUGUGCUAAAAUACACCACACUGGCGAUGGACAGCCUGGAAACAUACGCCCUUCUCGGAAAUUGUGUAUCCAUUGGUAACACAGCAGUCUGCCGAGAAAAGGACUUGCUUAAAUUGGAGGAGGACAGUUGCAUACCCAGACUAUUGAAAGGAGGCCAAGCCGAAUGUGACUACCUGAGGACCAACCAGGAAACAGUGGAGCUCAUCGACGACUUGAAUUUGUACCCCUGACCAGCCAAGACCUAUCAUCUUAAGCAAUAAAACCAAUUGUAUCGUUUAAAAACGUUUACCUUUUUUAUU
This is a messenger RNA of Drosophila suzukii, 1194 nucleotides long. NCBI's taxonomy places the organism in Eukaryota, Metazoa, Arthropoda, Insecta, Diptera, Drosophilidae. The record is from RefSeq and is a predicted model, not a curated record.